Messenger RNA from Sarcophilus harrisii (Tasmanian devil), 4032 nucleotides. RefSeq names its product GATA binding protein 3 (gene GATA3). Gene Ontology annotation, biological process: positive regulation of transcription by RNA polymerase II; immune system development; regulation of epithelial cell differentiation. Bases 262 to 1596 code for a protein of 444 amino acids. Gene Ontology annotation, cellular component: nucleus. Gene Ontology annotation, molecular function: RNA polymerase II cis-regulatory region sequence-specific DNA binding; DNA-binding transcription factor activity, RNA polymerase II-specific; zinc ion binding. The record is from RefSeq and is a predicted model, not a curated record. The transcript is spliced from 5 exons. Lineage: Eukaryota; Metazoa; Chordata; Mammalia; Dasyuromorphia; Dasyuridae.
UUAUUUUUCCCUUUCUCCCUUCUCUGAAACAAUUCCAAAAGACAAAAACCAAUUCCCUUCCUCUUCUUUUCCAUUCUCCCUAUUCCCCACAACUUCCUCGCUGAAACACAAGACAAAUCCCCCACCACCGACAAGAGCAACUGAAAAAAAAAACCCACCACCACCCACCCCCAAAUUCAGCCCCUAACUAAAAUCCGAACACCUCCAAAAUUUUGAGCUGUCUUUCCGGGGAAGACCGUGCGCAAGAGCGUGAUUGAGGAGAUGGAGGUGACUACGGACCAACCUCGCUGGGUCAGUCACCAUCACCCGGCAGUUCUGAAUGGCCAGCAUCCAGACACUCAUCACCCGGGGCUCAGCCACUCUUACAUGGACCCCUCACAGUACCCUCUGCCAGAGGAAGUGGAUGUACUUUUUAACAUCGACGGACAAGGCAACCACGUCCCGUCUUACUACGGAAACUCUGUAAGGGCCACCGUUCAGAGAUAUCCUCCGACCCAUCAUGGGAGUCAAGUUUGCCGCCCUCCUCUUCUUCACGGAUCCCUGCCCUGGCUGGACGGUGGCAAGGCCCUGGGGAGUCACCACAGUGCUUCGCCCUGGAACCUCAGUCCCUUUUCCAAGACCUCCAUCCACCACGGCUCCCCGGGACCCCUCUCGGUCUACCCGCCGGCUUCAUCUUCUUCACUGUCCGGCGGUCACUCUAGCCCACAUCUCUUCACCUUCCCACCCACCCCUCCUAAGGAUGUUUCCCCGGACCCGUCCCUUUCCACACCAGGCUCAGCCGGUUCAGCUCGGCAGGAUGAGAAGGAGUGCAUUAAAUACCAGGUGUCCCUUCCUGACACCAUGAAGCUGGAGUCAUCUCACUCUCGGAGCAGCAUGGCUACACUUGGGGGAGCCUCCUCAUCUGCCCAUCAUCCCAUCACCACUUAUCCUCCCUACGUCCCCGAAUAUAGCCCUGGACUCUUCCCUCCCAGUACCCUGCUGGGAGGAUCGCCCACAGGGUUCGGAUGUAAGUCGAGGCCAAAAGCAAGAUCCAGCACAGAAGGCAGGGAGUGUGUAAACUGCGGGGCAACCUCAACCCCAUUGUGGAGGAGAGAUGGUACUGGUCACUACCUGUGUAAUGCGUGUGGACUCUACCACAAAAUGAAUGGACAGAACCGACCCCUCAUUAAACCCAAGCGAAGGCUGUCUGCAGCCAGAAGAGCUGGUACGUCCUGUGCAAACUGUCAGACCACCACUACAACUCUGUGGAGGAGAAAUGCCAAUGGAGAUCCCGUGUGUAACGCCUGUGGACUCUACUACAAGCUACACAAUAUUAACAGACCCCUGACUAUGAAGAAGGAAGGCAUCCAGACCAGAAACCGAAAAAUGUCUAGCAAAUCCAAAAAAUGCAAAAAGGUUCACGACAGCCUGGAGGACUUCCCCAAAAGCAGCUCGUUUAAUCCGGCCGCCCUCUCCAGACAUAUGUCUUCUCUCAGUCAUAUUUCACCUUUUAGCCACUCCAGUCACAUGCUGACUACUCCAACACCGAUGCACCCACCAUCCAGCCUCUCUUUUGGACCUCACCAUCCAUCCAGCAUGGUCACUGCCAUGGGUUAGACUUCCUGUUCAAUGCUUAAAGGUCUCAAAGUGAGAUUUCUCCCCCUCCCCUUUAUACUUGCAUUUUUGCAGGAGCAGUAUCAUGAAGCCUAAAAAUGAUGGAAAUAUGUUAUUUGAAGGCAGAAAGCAAAGUGAUGUUUGCCACUUUUUAAAAGGAGCUCACUGUGGUGUCUAUGUUCUCAACCACUGAAUCUGGAUCCCAUUUGUGAAUAAGCCAUUCAGACUCAUAUUCCCUAUUUAACAGGGUCUCUAGUGCUGUGAAAAAAAAAUGCUGAACAUUGCAUAUAACUUAUAUUGUAAGAAAUACUGUACAUUUGAGGAAGACUUUAUUGCAUCUGGGUAGCUGUAAGAAGGGCAUGAAGGACACCGAGAAAUUUAAAGAAUAUGGGGAGAAAAAAGUGCGGAAGUAAGAAGAAACUAGGUCUAAUACCCACAUGGACAAACUGCCAGUUGUGUUUUCUUUUACUGGCCACAGUUGUUUGAUACAUUAAAAAAAAGAAGAAAAACAAUAAGUCAUAGGCAGAUCAUUCAUUCAAGGCUGUGGGCCUCUGCAUAGGAAGAAACACAAUCAAUUCCAGGCAAUCAGUGUUAACAUUCCGAUAUUGCCACGGAGGGUUUUCAGAUAGCCAUUCUCCAGACCUAUAUGCAUUGUGAACAAGUCCCUGUAAUUGUUGUUUGUAUGUAUAAUUCAAAGUACCAAAAUAAGAAAAGAUGUAGAUUUAUUUCAUCAUAUUAUACAGACUGAAUUGUAUAAAUUUAUUUACUGCUAGUGUUAAGAACUGCUUUUUUUGUUUUAAUAUUUUUUUCCUCUCUCUAUUUUUUGGUUGAAUAAACUAGAUUACAUUCAGUUGACCUAAGGUGGUUGUGCUCUAGAGGGUUUAUUUUCCAUUUUGUUUUUUGUUGAUAUUUAUUAAAUAGCUUCCACGGGUACAGCGGCAUCUGUCUUUUCACUCACUCCUCUUGCGGCCUGUGCUAAUGCGGGUAGCAGUGUAUGAGCUACCAACAUGCAUGUUAGCCACUGAGGCCUUCAUUGGCCCAAGUCCUUCUGAGAGCAGCCUGGCUGAUUUAUUAGAUCCCUUUGUGUUCUGUGCUAGUUGUCACUGCCUUAAUACAGUCUGUUGGGGAAAAAAAAAAGCUGCAAGUUGUUUUUUUUUUUUUUUUUUAAACCACAAGAUAACAUGUCAUCGAAGCGAUGGCCAAGCUCUCAUAGAAUAUGGUAGCUGUAGCUUAUUUAAAUAUAUGAAGCUUUUUGAAAAAACUAAUGUAAGUUGUAUCCACAAGGAGGUAAUUUUAACCCUCCACAUUCAUGAUCUAUUCCUACGGGGAAUUGUUUGGGUGUAUGUGGGGGUCUGAGUUUGUCCCAGAAGAGUUUAUUUUGUGGCUGAGGCAACUCUCAUGGCCACCAAGCUUGAGUUUCCUUGACUUGCCUCCUUUUUUUUCCCUUUUUUUUCCUUUUAAAUCCCUGUGGGACCUGGGUAGGCAAAGUUCCCACAGGAGAAAAUGGGACCUUUCCCUGUCUAAAACCCACAAGAUGAGACUGCUGCAGAUGGAUUCCUUGUGGUAAUGUUCAAGAUGUAAAUGAACUGGGCUGGCUCUUGGGUUUCAUUUCUGUUUUGCUUUUCUACUGUUGAAUGGAAUAACACCGCAGUGAAGGAUUUAUUGGAAUGUUUGCGAGACAUGAAAUAAGCAUUUUGUAAAGCUGUAUAUUUCCCUUUUACUCUGUUGACAGAAUGUGUAACUAUGGUGCACAUUGAAAAAUCUAUGUUAAUCACCUCUCUGCUUUCUUAAAUAUCUUAAACCUAAAACUCAAUGUUGAAAUAAAGGAGUAGAGAAUUGCUGAGAUGCAAAAGGAGAUCUUAUUGGCUCCUAAUUAACCAUCUACAAUGUUGUUUUUGAUUACUUUUGAAGCACCAAAGGAAUAAUCUCACCUUUUGCCAUAUUAAACUUGGUAAAUUUUGUCAUAGUCACAAUGUCUCAGGACUUGCCACCUCUUUUCUUCAUGAGUAGAUUUGAGUAAAUGCCCUUUCACCUUGAGAACAGGGAGUUCAAAUUCUUUACAUUCUUUGGGAAAAAAAAACCCAACACAGCAACACCCCAACAACUUUGAGUCUUAAAUAAUAUAGCUGUAUUGACGCAUUUGACCAUAUUCCUUCCUCAGAAAAACGUCAUUUCAUCAUUCUGUAUAUUGUGUUAACAUACUAAGGUGUUUCUAGAUGAUGCAAAGGGUUGGUUUUUAUUUUUAAUAUAAAGAUCAUGGUGACAAUGAGUCAGCUUGUUCUUUAGAAUAUUAUCUUAACAUUUUCAGUUUUUCUGUUUUCGAUAAAGCACCUCAGAGAGCAAUACUAGAGAGGGGUUUAAUCCAGAAAAAAGCCAGACUAAGUGCUGUUGACCAAUGUAUUGCUACAAUGUUUCUGAGUAAACUGUAUCCCUAAUUAA